ACCUAUGCAGCAUGUUAUCCUGUCUAUAUCAAGAUUAGAUAUUCCGUUCAAUCUCUGCUGCUGCAAUAAUAAAUUUGCUUCACCAGUUAAGUCAAGAACAACUUGUACUCUACCUUUAUUCAUCGCAAGCUUCUCUUCAAAGAUUCGAAAUAAAUUAUUACAACUGCCAUGGCGUUUAAACUUUAUGGUAGUCCUUUAUCAGGAUGCACUCAGCGUGUGCUUCUUGUUCUUGCCGAAAAAGGCGUUGAGGACUUCGAGCUGCUCCCAGUUAAUCUUAUGAAAGGGGAGCACAAGAUGCCAAACUACACUGAGAAGCAUCCGUUUGGUGUGAUUCCAUUGCUCGAAGAAGGAGAGUUCCGGCUCUUCGAAUCCCGAGCAAUCUCUCGAUAUCUCGCAAUUAAGUACAAAGACAAAGGUACCUCUCUUGUGCCCAGUGCUGGAGAUUGGGCAGGAUGGGCUCUUUUUGAGCAGUGGGCAGCCGUCGAAUCAAGCAACUUCCACUACUAUUGUGAACAAAUCCUGACACAGAAGAUGUGGAAUCCAUACAAGGGUCUUCCUACUGUUGACGCCAUCUUGGAUGAUGCCACUAAGCGUUUUGAGGAGAAGUUGGAUACAUUUGAUAAGGUCCUUGGAACCCAGGAAUAUUUGGGAGGCAAAGAAUUUUCCUUGAUUGACAUCUUCUACAUGCCGGCGGUGGCCUUACUUUUCCGUGCCGGAGCAGGCUCCUUGAUUGAAUUGCGUCCAAACUGGAAGGCAUGGUGGCAACGUGUUUCAACCCGACCUUCGUGGGAGAAAGUGUCUGCGUCCGCUGCCGCAGCAGCAGCUGCUAUGGCUGGUAACAAAUAAAUAUAGUCAUCGUCUCUUGUCAGUACGCUCAUCGUACUCUGCAAAUGAAACGCAUUGGUCCAUGCUUGCAUUCCUGACAAUCCUAUCACUAGAAUAGGCCUCACCAAUUCUCAUGGGACUUGCAACGAGUCCUGUCUAGUCCUAAGGAGCAAAUGUCUAUAGAA
Molecule: messenger RNA, 1010 nt
Organism: Talaromyces stipitatus ATCC 10500
Lineage: Eukaryota; Fungi; Ascomycota; Eurotiomycetes; Eurotiales; Trichocomaceae
Product: glutathione-S-transferase theta, GST, putative
Exons: 4
Coding region: 169-846 (225 amino acids)
Cellular component (GO): cytoplasm
Molecular function (GO): glutathione transferase activity; glutathione binding
Source: RefSeq, a predicted model, not a curated record